This is a messenger RNA of Poecilia latipinna (sailfin molly), 2161 nucleotides long. RefSeq names its product transmembrane protein 116. The transcript has 12 exons. The coding region runs from base 640 to 1716 and encodes 358 amino acids. Gene Ontology annotation, biological process: adenylate cyclase-activating G protein-coupled receptor signaling pathway. Gene Ontology annotation, cellular component: plasma membrane. Gene Ontology annotation, molecular function: G protein-coupled receptor activity. Lineage: Eukaryota; Metazoa; Chordata; Actinopteri; Cyprinodontiformes; Poeciliidae. The record is from RefSeq and is a predicted model, not a curated record.
UGGUUGAAGGCGGAAAAUACAUUUCAAUCCAGAAGAAAACGUAAAAUAACGUGUACUGUUACGUUUCACCCCCAAACUUUAAUUCACUUACAAGACUUGUCACCUCCGUAGACAUACCACUAGAUGUCACUGUUUCACAGGAUUUACAGCUUCUAUUCAGCACAAACCAAGCUAUAUUUGUUUCAUUGAAAUCUAAGCAUAAAGUUAUAGAUUUCUACAUAUAUCAACGACCUACUGAGACAUUUAUAUCUGUUAAAAUAUACCGUUAUGUAAUAUGUGCAACUGCAUAAUAUAGCAGCAGAAAAACAAGCAGAGGCAAACAUAAUUUUUACUAUUUAUCUACUAUUUUACUCAAUUAAAUACAAUUGCUAAAGCAAUUUAAAAUAAAUAUUCCAGUGGACAUUAUUUAUUAUCCUUAUUGGAAGUGAGGCUGCUCAUGUGGGGAUUCCCAUCUUAAAGAAUGCCGUGAUGCCAACAGCUCUUACCUAAACAAACCUCCGAGCAGGUGGAGUCAAAGCAGCAGCAUGUGAUAAGACGGAGAAGUUUAUAAAGAAUGUGCCCUGUGACAGGUUAAAACAGUUUCACAGAGGACUGUAACGAAACACAUUUCAUAGCAGCAGAUAUACUGAAUGUGACGAUAUGAAUAUGCCAAAUUCUACUCAGGAUUUCAGUGGAUUGCUGGGCAGUAAACAGAUUGAUGCUCUCUCUAUAUUGUACGUAGUGGUGCUCUCUCUCAGUAUAACUGGGAGUUUUUCAGUCUUGCUGGUUUCAACAAUAAAAUGGAGACACCUAAGAGGACAGGUUCACCUCUUGGUGCAGCUCUCUCUGGCCGACCUGCUGGCUGCUAUCGUCCUGAUGUGUACCAGUGUCAUAAACAAAGUUCACCCGUUCAGUGCUGUCGUCUGCCCAUACCUCCUCCCACUGUCACUGACAUUUUAUUUCAUUUCAUUCUUGCUGGCCAUCGUUUAUGCCUUGAAGUCGAGGAAUGCCAUGCAGGGCUGGAGGGACAGAGCAGCAGAUGAAGAAGAUGAACAUAGUCAGUGUAGGAGAAAAAUCAAAGCGAUUCCUUUGUAUGUCUUAGUGUGGUUGAUGCCACUUGCCAUUUACUUUGUUUAUGUGUGCACUCUGUUGAUAAAACCUGCCACGUUAAUUCCUGCAAGUUCCAGAUCGCAGGACGGGCUCAGCGAUAACAGUAGCUCGUACUGUAGCAGCUGUAUUUUGUUCUUGCAUGUCUGGAAGGACCCUUGUGUUGGAGUGGAUAAGAUACACGAUACUUUCAUCAGAGUCUUCCUUGCCAUUGUAGUGAUAACAGCAAUGUUGUCUUGCUCUGUUAUUUAUUGGAAAAUCGGGAAGUGGCAUGAACAGUACAUGCAAGUUGGACUCUUCCCUGUGGAGGGAGAUGGGCAUUUAAGAAGGCAACUCAAAAGAGUGUUUUCUACAGCACGAAAUAUCGUUAUGGUCAUAUUAUUCUGUUGGGCACCAGCACUCCUCCUCCUUCUGAUUGCUCCCUUGAUGAUCUAUAUGAAUGUUAAACAAGACAGUUUAUAUGGACUGUAUUUGAUACAGGCUGCCACCGUGUCUCUCCAAGGAUUCCUGAACAGCAUGGUCUAUGCCUGGAGACGACCAAACUUCACAGAAGCUGUUCUUGGGGAAAUCACACCUCUGCUGAGAUAUAAACAGAAGACUCCCUACUUUGAGGAAUCUUUUCAUUGCUGACAAAAAAAAAAAAAAAAAGAAGAAGCACUUAGUGAUGUUGUUAUGCUCCAACAUGGAGCACCGAUCUGAGAAAAUCAAACUGGACACUUUAUGACAACUUGGCUAUGAAGCCUGAAACACAAACUCAAUUUGUGAACUGAAAAUGUAAAAAAAAAAAAACAAGAAAGAUUGUAUUUUUAAUGAAGGAAAAGCUUAUGCAUAUGUUAAUGAAACCACUGUGUGAAUUUUGUCAUCCUUUGAUUGAAGUCAUAUUUAUAUCAUUAUAAUUUAGGCUUAAAUGUGUUGAGGAUAUAUGAUAUUCUCUUUAUCAGUAUAUACAUAUGUAUAGAUGUUUGAAGUUAAAAAAAAACUAAUUGUCUGUUAUUGUCUUUAAAGUGUUUUGUAACUGGCAUGUCUGUCAUUUUGUAUUUAUUCAUUUUGGUCAUUAAAAGGUUUCUAUGACCAA